ACAUGAUCAACAAAUAGCAACAGAAAACAUGGCGGAUACAUAGUCACAUAGUGCAAACUUUUACACCAUGAUCUAAAAACAUGUAAAUAUUCAGAUGAAAGUUACAAAGAUGUUUAAAUCAGGUGGAUAAAUGAGAAAAAAAAACCCUCUUGAUACAGAACGUCACACUGAAAACCCUCACACCAUUUUCUAAAAAUGAAUCGAUAUAUCGUUUCAAAACAACUGGGAGAUGGGACCUAUGGUUCUGUAUUACUGGGCAAUGUCAAGGACACCGGUGAAAAGGUUGCUAUAAAAAAAAUGAAGAAGAAAUACUAUUCGUGGGAAGAAUGUCUGGAACUUAGAGAAGUGAAGUCUUUAAGGAAAUUAAAUCAUCCAAAUAUCAUCAAAUUGAAAGAAGUUGUAAGAGAAAAUGAUUUGCUAUAUUUUGUUUUUGAAUUUAUGAAAGAAAAUCUUUACCAAAUGAUGAAGGAACGAAGUAAGUUAUUACCAGAAUCUAAUGUAAGAAAUAUUACAUACCAGGUGUUACAAGGAUUGGCUUUUAUGCAUAAACACGGAUUCUUUCAUCGUGAUUUGAAACCUGAAAAUUUAUUGUGUUCUGGUCCUGAUUUUGUUAAAAUAGCUGAUUUUGGUUUGGCAAGAGAAACAAGAUCAAGACCGCCAUAUACAGACUAUGUUUCGACAAGAUGGUAUAGGGCUCCAGAAGUGCUGUUACGUUCAACUAACUAUAAUUCACCAAUAGAUAUUUGGGCUGUUGGUACAAUAGUGGCAGAACUUUAUACGCUAAGACCUCUCUUUCCUGGUAGUUCAGAAAUAGAUCAGAUAUUUAAAACUUGUGCAGUGCUUGGAACACCAAGACAGGAAGAGUGGAAGGAGGGUUAUCAGUUAGCGGCAGCCAUGAAUUUUCGAUGGCCUCAAUGUGUUACAACUCAUUUAAAGACUUUAAUCCCAAAUGCCAGCAAUGAAGGAUUACAAUUAAUAAAAGAUAUGAUAAUGUGGAAUCCAAGUAAACGACCUUCUUCAGCACAGUGUCUACGGUAUCAAUAUUUCCAAGUAGGACAGAAUCUGGGUAUGCAACAACAACAAAGACCACCAAUGUCUAGUGGAAAUGUUAAUACGUAUACACCUAGUUCACCUAUUGUAUCACCUCCACGUACAAUACCUGAUAAUAAACCAUCAUCAGAUAAUAUAUCAUCUAUGUUACCUACCAUAGGUAAUUCAAAAAAAGAAGAAAGUAGUUCUUUUGCUGUAACAGUUUCAAAGAAACCCAGUGGGCGUAAAAGAUGGGGUGCUGGUAAUGCAGGACUAUCUGAGACGUGGGAUGACUGGGAUGAUCUCGACUUUACAAUUCCGUCCAAACAGAAAGCAUCCAAUAAAAUUGUACCUCCUAUUCAUAAUAAUAAAACCAAAGACAAGGAAAACUUAGAUGAUGAUGAUGAAUUUUUUUCGGCCUUGUUACACAGACGGCAAUCUAAACCAAAUAAUAGACAAAACACAGGUAACUCUGGUAGAAAUUCAGCCAAACAACAUUAUGUCAGUAAAGCGAGAUAUUUACCAGGUAUAAAUCCUAGAAAUAGUGCCACUCGUAGAGACAGUGAUGCCAGUAACUGGGGAACAAGUUUUAAUAAAAACACUGGAAUAACGGGCUUUGGAAUCUCACGCACAAAUAAUUUUAAUCAAGGGGGUAAUACCAAAACAAAUAGUCCAGGUGGAGCAUAUGUACCGUCAUUUGGUUCUAGUUCAAAACCCACUUUUCCAUCUAAUAAUUUAGCAUGGAAGAGAGCCCAGCCUUCACCAAUGUCCCUUAAACAAAACAAAACAUCAUCAUAUCGUACGCCAGUAGCACAGCCAGGUAGAACAGAUUGGGCAGCAAAAUAUUUAAAAUAUUAAAGUCAAAAACAAAAUUAAAUUAGUAAAUUAUACUAUAUUAAAGUUAGUAUAUAAAUUGUACAUAUUUUAUGUUAAUACUUAGCCUUACUUCAUAUGUAAUAUUUAAGGGUCAAGUGUAUAUCAAUAUCAUUGUAUAAUAUAAUCAUUUCAUGCCAAAAUCCUUAUAAAGGUGUAACUAUUCGAUUCUAAAGGAUUCAAUAACAAGCUUUAUGACAAUUCUGAUGACAAUUCAACAUAAAUUGUGAUAAAAGACACACAUUAUACGGUUAUGGAUUACUUGUUUAUUAGACAGAAAAAGGUACUGUUGAACACAUCUAUAUUUAAAAUCAUGAUUUUUUAAACAAAGUAAUUAUUUAUGAAUCUGAAUAUUAAUCAUGAAUAUCAAUUUGCUAAUGUAUUGUUGCAUCUUCUACUUUUCAUUAUCAUAAUAAUAUUAAUGUGAUAAGAUAUUAUGUUCAUUAUUUAGAUGUAUCUGGCUGAAUUAUUUUUAUUUGUUAGAAAAAUGCAGAUUUUUCUGAUUGCAUAUCGAUUUGACAUAUAAUUUAAAUUAAAAAAAUAUAACCAUUGUUUUUAUAUACACUUUACAAAUGUGUAAAAAAUUUCUUUAAAAUUAUUCAAUGGCAAAAAUAUUUCCAGGAACCUGGAAGUUUUUGUAAAUAUAUUCCAUAUAGUUGAAGACCAAAAUUAAAAUCUCAGACUGUAGAAUUAGAUGGUUUAUCUCAUAAAUACACAGGUACAUCUAUUUUAACAUAAUGGAAAACUGUGGCUCAGUUUCCAAAUUUUAAGGGGAGAUUUCAUUAUUGCCACUAUUUUGAAUCGCUAACAUUUAUUCAUUAACAUGGCAUUUGGUGACCAAGUGGUGUAAAGCAUUGUUUGGUUGAUGGAAAAAGACAUCUAUGUAUUUGUGAGUUGUAUCAUUGUAUGUGACAACGAGUACGGUAUGGUUGCCUGUCAACAUCAUAGGAUUUCUAAAAACUACUGGGUGCAAAUGCAUUAAUGAAAUGAAGAUUAGCUACAUGCUAAUGAAAUAGUAUCCCUGUGCUAGUCGCAAAAUCACAUGGUUUUGUUGAGUGGACAUUAAACCUCAUUUCUCUCAUUCUCUUUAAUCAAAAAUGGAAUACAUAUAAAUCGACUAAAAGGUGGGUAUUAACUAUUUAUAGGAAAGCUUUCACCUUUUAGCAAAUAUAUGUCUUUUAUUUUUCAUGUUAUUGUUAAUAAAAGUUAUGAAUAUAUUAUUAUUAUUAUUAUUAUUAUUAUGUAUGUUAGAUACUAAUUGUAAUGUAAAUGUGGCCUUCUAUUGAAAUCCCUUGUGAUAUAAAUUAUUCGUUUAGUUUCAGAACACUAUUCUUUUUUUUUAUUUCAUCUUGUAAAAGGUUAUGAUAAUAAUUUCUGCCAGUAUUACUAUUUUAUAAAGGUAUAUUAUCUACCAUAGUUUUAUCUUGUUUAAUGUCUAGAAAGAAGAAAUCAUAUCAUACAUGAAUCAGAAAAUAAGAGACUAAACUAAUCCAUAAUCAGAUUCAAAUAUCCAGUAUGUAAUAUGAAAAGUUGUAAAUAUAUUUUGCUCUAAGCAUCACCUAAUAGAAUAAAAUACAGGUAACAUGUAUGACAAAAUCUACUACAUACUCAAAACAUAACCAUCUGUGAGUCCAUACAUACACCCGAUAACAAAAAUUUACAUAUGUUCUGUCAUUUUCACAUAGUUAAAAAUCUAAAAAGAAUCAGACAAGGUUUAUUCAAACUUGACAUCAUUUUUUAGUUUUUGUGGGUUAGGAUAUUAUGACACACAGAAUUCAUAAAUGAAUUAAAAUAUUUUAUUUCUUUACCAAGGAUGGAUUUACAUAAUAAAAAAUGUAAUUUAUUGGUCAUGUGUAUAAUAAAUGGAUCUGAUGCCCUUUGUGCCAAUUUCAAUAUUUCAUGACAUGUAAAGUAGGGUAUAAUAUUUAUGAUGUGAUUUCAGCAGGGAUACUGUUUUUUAUUUGUAGAAAGGUUAUAAAGUAUGAUAAUCAAAAUGUUGAUAAUAAUGUACAUAUUUAUAGAUAUAGAUAGAUCUAUUUGUAGUUAGCACCUAUUGAAUAUGUACACCAUACUAUUAGACUUUAUUGCUCUAUUUGAAUGUAUAUUAAUAUCUGUGAUAUUGUAUUGUGUAUGAUUUGUAAGGCAUUUUCUCAUGUAGAAGUGCUAUUUUAGCACAUGUUCAUUAAAGUUAACUACUUUCUUUCAGUCAACCUUAUAAAAUUUCAUGUAUUUAUUCCUAAUGCCUAAGAAAUGAUACACUCCCUUUAAAAUUUAUCUUCUUAAUAAAUGCAAAUUAAGCACAAAUGUGAAGGUCAGUAUUUACUAUCAGGGAGACUUUGUAUUACUUUAAAGAUGCAUUAUUAGAACUUAAGGUAACUAUGCGUGUCUUUCAACUUUCAGAAAAUAUCAAAAUUCUCCUGGCUUAAUCCACGCUAAUGUGUACUAUGAUGAUUAUUUAACAUUUAAUUAAAGAUACAUUCCCGGGUACAAACUGGGUGAUUUGAUGAUAUAUUUGGACUAAAAACAUAUUCAAACUAAUUAAUUAAUCAUAAUUUUGCUUCAAUUCCUUCUCAAAACAUUGUACUUGCCAGGGAAUACCCGGGCUAUAAAAAAAUCGAUCAAAAGAGGUCAUGUUUGUGUCACGUGACAUACCUCUCUCUCGGAGGAGAAUUCAUUGCAUACACAAGACGAUGUUGUCUUUAAUCCCGGACUAUUUAUUACAAAUAUCGAAGCCUAAUUUAAUUCUCGGAUUAUCCACUGCCCGCGUCUUUUUUCGUGAUUUUUAUCACAGAAAGUGUUGUACAUCUAACUCUUCAUUAAGUUUAUCAACAUGUACAUCAAGCUCUCAGUCCAGUAGUUUUCUAGUAAGAUUGGAUAUUUCUACUUUUCGUAUAUACCAAAAUUUCCAUACUUUUAUUGGAAAUAACCACCCGAUAAAUACUUUUCUAGGAACGUACCUUUAAGAAAACAAAAUCAUAAUAACAUUAGAUAAUCUCAGAUUCAGUCGGAUUUAAAACGGGCCCAUCAAAUGGGUUCACAGCAAAUAAAGGACAUGUUACACAGGGAGCAGUAUAGAUCGAUGGAUUUUUUAAUGGUCAUAUCUUUGUAAAUACUGAACGAAAUUGAACCAUUUUUGGACUGACAUUCUUGUUAUUCUACUGUCACAAUAUUGUAGCUUGCACGAGAUUUUAUAACAAUAAAAUCAUGCUCAGAA
Messenger RNA from Patella vulgata (common limpet), 5116 nucleotides. RefSeq names its product serine/threonine-protein kinase ICK. Lineage: Eukaryota; Metazoa; Mollusca; Gastropoda; Patellidae. The transcript has 15 exons. The coding region runs from base 196 to 1887 and encodes 563 amino acids. Gene Ontology annotation, biological process: intracellular signal transduction; cilium assembly; protein phosphorylation. The record is from RefSeq and is a predicted model, not a curated record. Gene Ontology annotation, cellular component: nucleus; cilium; cytoplasm. Gene Ontology annotation, molecular function: protein serine/threonine kinase activity; ATP binding.